Messenger RNA from Python bivittatus (Burmese python), 2229 nucleotides. RefSeq names its product mitochondrial inner membrane scaffold 2 (gene MIMS2). Gene Ontology annotation, cellular component: mitochondrion. The record is from RefSeq and is a predicted model, not a curated record. NCBI's taxonomy places the organism in Eukaryota, Metazoa, Chordata, Lepidosauria, Squamata, Pythonidae.
CUCCGAAGAGGAAGCGAGCCGCUGCGCCGCCCGUUCAGUCAGCUGGAAACGCCGGCGGCGGCCGAUCCGCGCCAGCUGCGCUCCGAGAGAGCCGGGCGAACGACGAGGAGCGAGUUCCCUGGCAGCGGAGAGGACAGUCGCGGCGGCGGAGCCCGCAGCCGCCUCGCACCUCCCAAAGCUACAGGUGCAUCGCCAGAAAAUCUCACAGAUCCCAACCAGGAAAAUGGGAAGAAACCAAAUAAAUCCCAGCAGUUGAAGAAAAUUUUUAAGGAAUACGGAGCUGUUGGAGUAACUUUCCAUAUUGGAAUUUCUUUGAUGUCUCUGGGGAUGUUUUAUCUGGUAGUGUCAAGCGGAGUGGACAUGACCACUGUUCUCUUCAAGCUGGGAUUUGAUGAAGCCCUUGUGCGAUCCAAGCUAGCUGCUGGAACAAGCACUUUUGUGUUGGCCUAUGCUAUUCAUAAACUGUUUGCUCCAGUCCGGAUCAGCAUCACUGUAAUCUCAGUGCCCUUUCUUGUUCGCUAUUUUCGGAAGAUAGGUUUUUUCAAGCCUCCAGCUCCAAACCCAUAAUGUUACUCUGUGGAACUAUAAAGAAAAGGAUGCUCCCUUGUUUCUUCAUAGAACCAUUUGGAAGCUAUUGCGCUCUGGCAGGCCUGCUUGGAACUCCCAAACCUCUCUCAGAAAGGCUGGGGAAUGUGCUUUCUCUGAAAUCAGUAACUAGUUUAAAAAGGUUAUUGUCUGUGUUGCUCAGAUACAUUGUUAGCUUGCUGAGGCAGAGGAAGAAUUAUUGAUUGGGUAUGCUGAUAAACAUGUCAGGUCAGACCACUGGGUCCUUUAACCCAGUACUAUCUGUAAGGAGCAGCAAGGCUUUUUAAGACAAUGGGCCUAUUCAGGAUUGUUCUAGAGUGCAGGACGGUGAAGGACAGGUAUAAAUCACAAGAAGGCAGGUUCAAGUUGAACAUUAGAAAUGCUUCCUAAGAGCAGUUUGACAGUGAAGCCAAUUUCUGAGAGAAGCCAUGAUUCCCUUGUUCUGGAUGCGUUCAAGCAGAUUUUGAUUCUUGAACUUAGUAAAGGUAUGAACGCUGUAGCUUAAAUAGCCCUUUCACUUUUCUGAUUCUAAGCCUUUACCCUUCUCUGCAAGCUCAUCUUUUAGAUAAGGUGAUUGAAUGUAGGAUGACUCUGUGUUAUACCACUAAACAUUAUGUUUCCUUUCAUGUACAAUGAUCUUGUAAAGAAAGGUCAAAGGCAUUUUAAACAACACUAGAUACGCAAAUAAGUGCAUGAAUAAGCACUAGAUUCUAAGGAGUCAUAUUUCUUGCAUUCCAAAAGAUAACUUUCUAGCAAUUAGUUUUUGGUUAACAUGAGCUAUUGGACACUUGCAUCUGUUGCCCAUAAUAGUUUGCAGGCGUGGGGGGAUUUCCUGCCAAAAAGGUGAAAUGGUUGAGUGAUUUAAUGAUAGUGGAUAAACGUAUUAGCAUACAUAAUGGGGUAGUUGGCCAAUUUGAGGAUGUGAAGGGAGGGGCAGUUAGAAGCUAGGAUUUACCAUUUUUCCUGAAUUCGGUGUGCUUUGAUGUGGAAGGUUUCUUUGGUUCUUUAAAUGGUAUUAUACCUAUUUACAGGUUUUAUAUAUUUCUGCCCUCCGUUUUUGACCAUCGUAGUCAGAAGAGGCUUCCAGGGGCUGCAAAAACAAAGGCUGGGGGACACAAAUUGCCCAUCUUGUGUUAUAGAAAGCAGCGUCGGGCAGAAACAAUGCCAGUGGUUGAUGUACAGCAGAGGGAAUACAGGAGAAAUUAUCUGCCAGGGAUGAGCUACAGAUAAUACAUGAUGAUAAGUACAAGAGUAGGUCUUGUAGAACUGUGAGAUACCUCCAGCUUCAUUUCCUUGCACUUUCAACUAUUUUAAUUUUUUAAACCCUGGACUGAAACAACACUGCAGCGAAUGCAGGAAAUGGAGAAUGAAUUGAUAACAAUAAAAAAGGGUAGCUUGCUAUUCCUUACUGGCACAGCAUGCUCAGGAUAGAUUCCAGUACCAUUAUUGCAUCAACUGGCUUGUAACUGAAACAUGUAAACAUCUUAGAAUCCCUACAGCUAGAAGCCAUUGAGGCCAUCGGACAUAACCCUCCAUUGAAUGUAGGUAUCUAAAGCAACCCUAGUCUAGCCCAGUGUUUCUCAACCUCAUCAACUUUAAUAUGUGUAGACUUCAAUUCCCAGCAUUCCCCAGCCAGCUGUGGAC